Messenger RNA from Crotalus tigris (Tiger rattlesnake), 519 nucleotides. Its product is annotated as interleukin-17F-like. The record is from RefSeq and is a predicted model, not a curated record. Gene Ontology annotation, biological process: inflammatory response. The transcript has 3 exons. Gene Ontology annotation, cellular component: extracellular region. Gene Ontology annotation, molecular function: cytokine activity. NCBI's taxonomy places the organism in Eukaryota, Metazoa, Chordata, Lepidosauria, Squamata, Viperidae. The coding region runs from base 1 to 519 and encodes 172 amino acids.
AUGACACCCAAAAGAUUGGCCUUAUCGGUCGUUCUGCUGGUACUGGUGCUUGUAGUGGGGACUUUAGCCCAUGGAGGAAAUCUUAAUAAAAUCAGUAAGAAACAGAGAGGAAGAAUGACUGACAACUGCCCAACUCAGCCAGGAAUCCAAGAAGAUAAUGAAUUCCCAGAGACAGUGAAGGUGCGCAUACCUCUUGCCCAUGCGGAACCAAUGAACAGGAUGCCUCAUGAUGUUAAAAACAGAUCUCUCUCUCCAUGGGAUUACAGUGUUAAGGAAGAUCCUAACAGAUUCCCACACAUACUUUCUGAAGCCAGCUGCCGUUAUACCGUUUGCCUGGAUUCCACCGGGAAGAAUCUAAACUAUGCUGUGAACUCUGUUCCUAUUCAGCAGGAGAUCUUGGUGCUCAAACGCAAACAUAUUGGUUGCAAGCAGAGCUAUUGGUUGGAGAAACAGGUGAUCACCGUUGGAUGCACCUGUGCCUUUCCCACUUCCAAUGCUUAUCAGAAAAAGGUUUUCUAA